Talaromyces rugulosus is the source of this 2478-nucleotide messenger RNA. RefSeq lists its product as uncharacterized. The record is from RefSeq and is a predicted model, not a curated record. NCBI's taxonomy places the organism in Eukaryota, Fungi, Ascomycota, Eurotiomycetes, Eurotiales, Trichocomaceae. The transcript has 2 exons. Bases 1 to 2478 code for a protein of 825 amino acids.
AUGCUCGCCGAGUUGUCGCAGCUAAAGACCGUCAACUCUGACCACCUCUCGCUCACCGCAGCUAGCAGACCGCAGCUUUCUCACCAAGAUUCGCAGCAGUCCAUUGCAGCUUCUGAUGAUUAUUUCUCUGCCUCGUCUGGCCAGUCGUCUGAUAAGAGCAACGACAGCAAAGUGACCGUUGUGCGGUAUGCAACCCCGCAGUCACAGCUGCCUUCACAUUCUUUCUCCACGCAACAUUCUCAGGCCCAUCUCGCCCACACUCAAUCGUCCGACAGCUCAAGAGAUCGUCCUGCUGCUGGCCCCACCAUGGCUCGCAGUGGCACUUCGAACAGCGUGCGCUUUGGCCAGAACCAAGUCACCGAAAUCAGCCCGCGCCGGCAUCAGAUUCAAGACCCAAGACGCGAGAUCAGUGCGACGACGCCUGGUGUCGACGACUCGCCGUAUCUUCAUUUCGCCAUUGACCAGCUAACGCGCGAUGAGGAAGUACAAGGGCUGGCAAGGCACGGGUCCGUCGCCAGCAACGAGUAUCCUGUCGAGCGAGUUAUUGCAGACGAGAACCUGGGAUACUAUCACCGAACAGGACCCACCACAGUCGAGAUUCGAAAACCUGCCAGUCGUAAUGGCGACGCACAAAAACCGCAGGAGCAACAAGAAAAACAGCACACAAAGGCGGUUUUCGUGACCGUCGACCCAGAGACCACUGAUCUGUUGCACCCGUCACUGGACUUUGUGCCUCUUGUGCUCCGGUCCUGGGCGCUUGGGCUUUUUGUUUUCUUGAUCUUGUGGAUGGUUGCUGCUCUGGCCGUUUGUAAUGUUUGGUCACAGAGGCACAGCGGCAUCUGGGACUGGGCUGGAGUCGGUGGCUCGCGUUAUUUCGUGGUUCAAUAUCUCCCCCAACUCCUCGCUGGACUUAUUGUUCUGUGGAACUUGGUCAUCCAAGCUGCCAUCUAUCGAGUCAUGCCGUUUUCAAUCAUGGCUUCUGAACGACAAAAGACGGGCACUCUUCAGAAUCUCUCUGUCCUGUCACGAAACCACCUGAUCCCAGACUUUUCUUAUUUUCAAUACGGCGAGCCUCUGGUUGCCAUUGGCUUGAUCACGAUCUGGAUAGCAAACUUUUUCACCAUUCCACUGAUAAGCUGCUUCUUCCAAGCCAAGUCCUACGCCGUCGAUGAUCAGGAUAUCUGGCGAUGGACAACGACACAGUCUGUAGGCUGGGUUCUGGUUGCAAUUUAUGGUCUUUUGAUAGUUGGUCUUGCCUUGGUCCUGUCUCGGUUCUUCCGAAGCUGGACCGGUCUUCUGUGGGACCCAGUCAGCCUAGCAGAUAUCGUCCCCAUGAUUCAGCGAUCCAAUAUCCUGCGUGAUUUUGAUGGAACCGAGACCGCCCCGUCAGUCCGCGAUGUGUUGACGGCUCGAGUGCUACGACUUGGCUACUGGCGCUUGAUGGAUAAGGAGGAUGUUUUCUACGGCAUCGGAGAAGAGUAUGCUGUCGCAGAGACACCAGCACCGACAUCACCUGUCAGGAGAAGCGAGAACCGAGUUGUUGAGCGAAGCGCGGUAAUGCAAGACUUGGAACAACAAAGUAUCUUGCGAAACGAAUCCUUUGAGCGCACUCUACAUUCGCCAUUUGUCAGAUUCCGGUGGACAGUCUGGUUCCUGCGAGACAUUUCCAUCAUCGUUUGGAUCCUUAUAAUGAUCGCUCUUUUCAUUGCUUUUGUAGCCGUCAGCUUCGUCAAGGAGGCUAUUCCUGAUGGAUUCCUACCGCUGCUCCCAACGCUCGCUUCAUCAAAGGGGUUUUCUGCUUCCAAUUUCCUCUUCAGCUUCAUCCCUGGGCUGAUUGGCAAUAUCCUGUUUCUGGCUUGGCAGCCAAUCGACGUAUACAUGCGAGCCCUGCAGCCAUUCGCCUCGAUGUCAACUCCCGAGGGCGCAUGGGCAGAGCACAGCUUGCUUUUGUCCUACCCAGCCUGUCUCCCGGUCGAAGUGACAUUCUUGGCCGUUGUAGCUCGACACUACAAAGUCGCCUUCAUCUCGCUCAUGAGCCUUCUCUCGCUCACUCUCCCCAUCCUCGGCGGCGGUGUCUUCAUUGCGCUCUGGUAUCCUUCCCAAAGCCAAGUCCGCAUCGCCUCCGACCUGCCUGCGUUUUACGCGCUGGUGGCCUUUUGCGGUCUAUACGCACUCUCGUACCUAGCCAUCUGGCCACGACGCCACCGCUACUUGCCGCACGAUAUCAGCACGCUGGCCGACCUGAUUAGCUUUUUCCAUCAGAGUCCGCUCUUGUCGGAUGAUGUAUUGCGCGAGCCUCGAACAAAGACAGACCUCAUUACACGGCUAGUUGUUACGCCGCCGCACGACCGCACCGUGCCGUUGUAUGGCUUUGGUGUUUACAGGGGCCUUGAUCAGUGCGAUCACUUGGGCAUCGACCGUCUGACCAGGAAAGGGAGGGCAGACAUGCUCAUUACAACGGGAGGUCUGAAAGCUUGA